Molecule: messenger RNA, 1827 nt
Organism: Kwoniella botswanensis
Lineage: Eukaryota; Fungi; Basidiomycota; Tremellomycetes; Tremellales; Cryptococcaceae
Exons: 10
Coding region: 1-1827 (608 amino acids)
Biological process (GO): amino acid transmembrane transport
Cellular component (GO): membrane
Molecular function (GO): L-amino acid transmembrane transporter activity
Source: RefSeq, a predicted model, not a curated record
AUGGCACCUUACCAACCCUCAUCCCAUUCAUCCCGUUCCAACGAUUUCUCACCCACCCCACCCGCUCACUCGCCAACGCAAUCACUACGGGCGCUCGAACUGUCCACCAACGAUGAACCUCCUUUACUAGGUAGACACGGUCGAUCAAACACUAUAACAUCCUUGGGUGGAUUCGAUUUUCAACACGCUCUGUUACCGCUUUCGCUGAGUGGGGAGAACGAGGAUGGCACAGCCGCCAAUGGUCAGAUACGGCAUGAGGAAGAGAGACAUGUCAGUUUAUUACAUGGUAUAGCCCUUAUUGUAGGCGCACAAGUAGGAUCAGGUAUAUUCAGUUCACCAGGUGUGGUAGUUGGUGAAGUAGGUAGUGUGGGUGCUAGUCUGGGUGUAUGGUUGAUGAGUGGUAUAUUAGCUUGGACAGGUGCCAGCUCUUUCGCUGAAUUAGGCUGUGCAGUCCCACUCUCAGGUGGAGCGCAGGCUUAUUUAGCUUAUGCGUUCGGUUCUAUGACUUCUUACCUUUUCACUUGGACUGCUGUCACGAUGUUGAAACCAGGUAGUGCAGCUAUGAUAGCUUUGAUCUUUGGGGAAUAUAUAAACCGACUACUCUCACAUACAUUUUCCACUCCCUCAUCAACAGAAGAAGUCCUAACAGUUUCCGAAUGGUCCAUCAAAUUAACAGCUACCAUAGCCUUAAUCCUCGUAUCACUACUCAACAUUCUCUCUAGAACAUCAGGAUCCGAUUCGACAUUGAUUUUCACAACGAUCAAAAUUGGCGCUUUGGUUUUUGUAGCCAUCCUUGGAUUCAUCGCUUUAUUGAAAGAUGGACCUGGUGAAUCUUUGAGUGCGAGUGGUCUGUUCGAAGGUACGAAAAGUGAUUUGAGCUCUUAUGCUAUCGCUCUGUAUUCGGGUUUAUGGGCUUUUGAUGGAUGGGAUUCGUGCUGUUGGGUAACGGGCGAAAUGAUCAACCCUUCUCGAAACCUCCCCCGAGCGAUCCAUUCAUCCAUGUCAAUCGUCCUUACCUUAUUCAUCCUAGCGAAUAUAUCCUAUUUCAUCGUGCUCUCUCCAGAGAUCGUAGCGGCGAGUAAUACCGUAGCGUUGGAUUUCGGUAAAGCCACUAUAGGUAAAUUCGGGAUGGUCGUCUUUAGUGUAUUGGUGGCUGUUAGUUGUUUUGGAGCUUUGAAUGGAGGUUUCUUCACUACUGCCAGACUGAUCUACGCAGCAUCGAGAGAACAUUUCUUGCCGUCCAUCUUCUCAAAACUCCAUCCUAAAAGACGAACACCAGAUUAUGCAAUAGGUUUGCAAGCGGGUUUAGCAUUGUUUUUCGUGAUUUUCGGAGGAGGUUUUAGAGCUCUACUGAAUUUCUUUUCCGUCGCAUCAUGGUUCUUCUACCUCCUUACUGUAUUGGGUUUAUUGAUUUUGAGGGUAAAAGAACCUCAUCUGGAUAGACCAUAUAAAGCUUGGCUAAUCAAUCCCAUCAUAUUCUGCGCAGUAGCAAUGUUCUUGCUUUUGAUGCCGAUCUUCGCUGCUCCCUUCGAAGCGCUUGCUGCUUUCUUAUUCAUAGGUACAGGUGUACCGAUGUAUUAUCUUACUUCCAGAUCAAGAAAUCAAGCUUCCAAAGGAUACAAUGCAAUGGACGGUGAUAGGGAUCGAAGUGAAUUCAAGGCUACUAUAAGCGAUGCCUGGUCCAAAUUCACCGAAGAUCUCCAUAACGUCUUACCUGAUAGAUGGCAAUCUUCCACUAAACGACCAAAUACGAUAGGAUCGAUAAGUACAAGGGAAGAAAGAAGAGGGAUGUUAAGGGAAGAGAACCUUGAGAUGUCAGAGAGGUAG